AUGUCGAAUGCCAUGCAUGUCAAGGACGACUAUAGUCUAAACGAACCAAGAGUCAAACCUCCGCCUCAGCCGCAUAGUAUUCCCGUGCCGUUCGCGUACUUCCCCAGUGACGAUGGCACGGAUGAGAACCUGUUGGUGUUGCUUCACGGGCUUGGUGACAGUCACGAGCCCUUCGCCAGCCUUGGACGACAGCUGCGUCUGCCGCAGACCGCCGUGCUCGCUUUGAGGGCGCCUCAGCAGAUUCCCUUUCUCGAGGAACGAGCCUUUCAGUGGUACACGUCAUUUGACCCUCUCGGCGAUAUCAUCCCCAACCCGGAUCCGACACGAGCGCUGGAAUUGCUCACCAAGGUGCUUCGAUACCUUACGGAGGAAUGUCACUGGAGGACGGACAAAAUUCACCUCCUAGGGUUCGCACAAGGGGGCAGUGUCGCCGCGGAAGUCGCCCUGAGAUGGUGGCUCAAUGAGCUGUCUAGCUCGGGGAAAGAGGUGUCCCUCGCUCGUCGGGCGUUUCUGGGGUCGGUGGUGACUAUUUCCGGGCCCUUACUUUCAUACCCAACCCCCUCGUCUCCUUGUCCGACACACGUCCUUCUGUUCGCUCGAUCGGCGGAUGCCAAAGUUACGGCAGCGUUCAAGAAGGGGUUCGCGACCUUGACCGAGGUGGUGAAGAGAGGCCAAGAGGGGAUGCCGCGUUCUCGAGAGGAAUGGGAACCCAUCAUGCGGUUCUGGAGCGAGCGGUUGUCCAAACGGCCAGGAGAAGGCUUGUUUGAGGUGAUGACUGGAGGUACUGCAUGA
This is a messenger RNA of Punctularia strigosozonata HHB-11173 SS5, 792 nucleotides long. Its product is annotated as alpha/beta-hydrolase. The record is from RefSeq and is a predicted model, not a curated record. Gene Ontology annotation, cellular component: cytoplasm. The transcript is spliced from 3 exons. Bases 1 to 792 code for a protein of 263 amino acids. Gene Ontology annotation, biological process: protein depalmitoylation. Lineage: Eukaryota; Fungi; Basidiomycota; Agaricomycetes; Corticiales; Punctulariaceae. Gene Ontology annotation, molecular function: carboxylic ester hydrolase activity; palmitoyl-(protein) hydrolase activity.